UUUUACGAAGGUUGCUUGGUCAGCAUGUCUGGUCGUGGGAAAGGCGGGAAAGGUUUGGGCAAGGGAGGCGCCAAGAGGCAUCGCAAGGUGCUUCGUGACAACAUCCAGGGCAUCGCGAAGCCUGCAAUCCGCCGCCUUGCUCGCCGUGGCGGAGUCAAGCGCAUCUCGGGCUUGAUCUACGAGGAGACCCGCGGCGUGCUGAAGGUUUUUCUGGAGAAUGUCAUCCGCGACGCCGUGACUUACACUGAGCAUGCCAAGAGGAAGACUGUGACAGCCAUGGAUGUCGUGUACGCUCUGAAGCGCCAGGGUCGUACUCUGUACGGCUUUGGUGGCUACCGCCUGGAUGUUGGGCAGGACGCCGCCCUGGGAGAUGGUGGCUUUGGCCAGCAGGUUGUUCAGCUCCUGGUCGUUGCGGACGGCCAGCUGCAGGUGCCGAGGGACGAUGCGCGCCUUCUUGUUGUCCCGCGCCGCGUUGCCGGCCAGCUCCAGGAUCUCGGCGGUCAGGUACUCCAGCACCGCCGCCGUGUAGACAGGGGCUUCGGCUCCCACGCGCGCCGCGUAGUGCCCUUUGCGGAGCAGGCGGUGCACUCGACCCACAGGGAACUGCAAGCCGGCCCUGGACGAGCGAGACUUCGCCUUUCCCUUGGCUUUGCCGCCCUGGUUUCCACGGCCAGACAUCGUACAGCAAAAUCCACAAAGAACUACAACGAAGAGCAGAAUGAGAAACACAAUCUUCUUGUUACCAUGUCUGGUCGUGGAAAAGGCGGGAAAGGUUUGGGCAAGGGAGGCGCCAAAAGGCAUCGCAAAGUGCUUCGUGACAACAUCCAGGGCAUCACGAAGCCUGCAAUCCGCCGCCUUGCUCGCCGUGGCGGAGUCAAGCGCAUCUCGGGCUUGAUCUACGAGGAGACCCGCGGUGUGCUGAAGGUUUUUCUGGAGAAUGUCAUCCGCGACGCCGUGACUUACACUGAGCAUGCCAAGAGGAAGACUGUAACAGCCAUGGAUGUUGUGUACGCUCUGAAGCGCCAGGGCCGCACUCUGUAUGGCUUCGGUGGCUAA
Molecule: messenger RNA, 1056 nt
Organism: Lacerta agilis (Sand lizard)
Lineage: Eukaryota; Metazoa; Chordata; Lepidosauria; Squamata; Lacertidae
Exons: 3
Coding region: 25-1056 (343 amino acids)
Biological process (GO): nucleosome assembly
Cellular component (GO): nucleosome
Molecular function (GO): DNA binding; protein heterodimerization activity; structural constituent of chromatin
Source: RefSeq, a predicted model, not a curated record